This is a messenger RNA of Helobdella robusta, 1059 nucleotides long. RefSeq lists its product as hypothetical. Gene Ontology annotation, molecular function: G protein-coupled receptor activity. The transcript is spliced from 5 exons. NCBI's taxonomy places the organism in Eukaryota, Metazoa, Annelida, Clitellata, Rhynchobdellida, Glossiphoniidae. Gene Ontology annotation, cellular component: membrane. The record is from RefSeq and is a predicted model, not a curated record. The coding region runs from base 1 to 1059 and encodes 352 amino acids. Gene Ontology annotation, biological process: G protein-coupled receptor signaling pathway.
AUGGAUUCGGUUAACUUUGACUACGACAUCCUGAACCCCAAAUCUGUUAAUCGCUGCAAUUUAUCCAACUCAAACUACGAAACGGAUUAUCUUGACAAUUUCUACUACAAUCCAACUCCCAAAAAACUCUUCCUAAUCGUCUAUAUCACCUUAUCUAUCAUCUCCAUAUUUGGAAAUUUGUCUUUAUUAUAUGUCAUCUACUUGACUAAAAAAACAGUGGUUGAUUUUUUGAUUGGUGGUCAGAGAUCUACAACGAUGGCAAUUUCAUUCACCAUAGUGACCUUGAGUUGUUACAAACUUUGGACCGUUACUAGAAAUUCAAAAACGAUUAAAAGUAAACCGGAUAAAAAAGGUGUUGUGCUGCUGUUUGUGUUGCCCUGGUGUCUGGCCGUCUUAUUUGGCUUUCCAUAUUUUUUUAUGAGAACAGUCAGGUACAGGCGAGAAACUUGCCUAACUUAUUGCGAAACCGUUCCUAACUCGUUGCUUUCAAUGGAUCUAUGCUUCACUCUACAAAAUUGCAUAGAAUAUUAUAUUCCUGCCAUCAUCCUCAUUGUCGCCCACUCAUUGAUAUGGUGUAAAAUCCAAAACAAAAACAAUGUUUACAUUAUCUUUGGUAAUAGAAGCGGUAAUAGUAGUAGUAGUCCGGUUGCUGGUGAUGAUAGUGAUAUUGCCACUUUCUGUAAUUAUGAAAAUGUUGGUGAUGAUAAUGAGGAUGAUCAAAAUGAGGAUUGCCUAUCUGCUGAUAGAAAGGAAGCCAUGAUGAUGACGUCAAUUGCCACUAUUUUUGUUUUUUCAAAGCUACCCUGGCAUCUAUUGGACACAGUUUUACCGCAUUCAGAAGAUUUCUUAUUUUCCGCCAUUCUGUUUUGCCUAGUUAGGGCGGCCCAUGUAAUUGAGUUUGUGGGGGUCAUCGCGUACCCUCUGGUGUAUUUCAAGAUGGGGUCAAAGUUCACCGAAGUCGGGAAAAGAUUUUGGGGGUUGUUUCUGUCGGAGUUUCGUGGGGGUCGCCAGUUAAUUGAGGGGACGUAUCAUCUCCAUCAAAUUGAAUUGUUGAAUUGA